Molecule: messenger RNA, 613 nt
Organism: Argiope bruennichi
Lineage: Eukaryota; Metazoa; Arthropoda; Arachnida; Araneae; Araneidae
Gene: RpL24
Product: 60S ribosomal protein L24-like
Exons: 5
Coding region: 101-571 (156 amino acids)
Biological process (GO): cytoplasmic translation
Cellular component (GO): cytosolic large ribosomal subunit
Molecular function (GO): mRNA binding; structural constituent of ribosome
Source: RefSeq, a predicted model, not a curated record
GGAAUGAAGUGAACUGAAGUAAAAGUUAUGAAAGCAAUCUGAAGUGAAAUCACUCAUUACUAAUUUAACAUCGUAUGGUGAAAUUCUACAGAGCGGCAGGAUGAAGAUCGAAAUCUGUUCAUUUAGUGGAUACCGUAUGUAUCCCGGCCAUGGCAAAAAAAUGGUCAAAACUGAUGGAAAGUCUUUCAUGUUUCUUAAUGGUAAAACUGAAGCUUCCCACAUGAUGAAAAGAAAUCCCAGAAAAGUCACAUGGACUGUCUUAUACAGAAGGAAACACAAGAAAGGUAUUGAAGAAGAAACAAGCAAAAAGAGGACUCGUCGUACUGCAAAAUUCCAGAGAGCUAUUGUUGGAGCUAGUUUAAGCGACAUCAUGGCAAAGAGGAAUAUGAAACCUGAGGUUAGGAAAGCUCAGAGAGAACAAGCUGUCAGGGCUGCAAAAGAAAAACAAAGGGCACAAAAAGCUCAAAAGAAGGCCACUGCUGCUCCUACAAAGGUUGCUAAGGUUGCCCAGAAGCAGAAAGCUGCCAAGCCUGUACAAGUAAAAGCUCCUCGUGUUGGUGGAAAGAGAUAAAUGUUAGACAUAUUAAAUAAAAUAAACUUGUAUAGAAAGUGA